AUGACUUCUAGUAUUGAUACGAGUAGCAUCGGGAAACCCCCGGCGGGUGGGCGCAAGGGUCGUAGGCACGUACGAUCUUUGACCGGUGAUUUCCCCGAAGUCGACGAGAAGGGUCAGGAGAAGUGGCCGAAGGGUGACGAGAAAGCUUGGAAGGAUGCGUUGCGGGAUGUCUACACAGACGUCCCCACCAUCACAAAAUCCAUCGUCAACCAUGUUCAGACCUCCAUCGCGAGGGCGCCAUACAAUGUCGACGAUUUCGGCGCAUACCAAGCUGCUGCUCUCUCUGUCCGAGACAACUUGAUCGUCAACUGGAACUCUACCCAGUUGCAUUACACCCGCAAGGCCCCUAAAAGGGCGUACUAUCUCUCCCUUGAGUUCCUCAUGGGCCGCACGCUCUCAAACGCUCUUUUGAACCUUGGCGUCGUCCCGGAGUAUACCGACUCGCUCAACGCCCUUGGGUUCAACAUCGAAGACAUCCUUGUCCAAGAACGUGACGCCGGUCUCGGGAAUGGUGGCCUUGGCCGUCUAGCCGCUUGCUACCUCGACUCUUCUGCUAGCCAGGAGUUACCGGUAUGGGGAUAUGGGUUGAGAUACAAGUACGGUAUCUUCCAGCAGCUCAUCAAGGCCGAGGAUGGAACGCAACUCGAGGCUCCUGACCCCUGGCUCGAAUACCAAAACCCAUGGGAGCUGCCCCGUCUGGACGUCACCUACGAGAUCAGGUUUUACGGAAGCGCGGAUAGAUACACGGACGGCUCUGGUAGGGCUGUUUGGAGCGGUGGACAAGAAGUGCUUGCUGUGGCAUACGAUGUGAUGAUCCCAGGAUACCACACCAAGAACACGAACAACCUCCGCCUUUGGGAGUCCAAGCCCAAGCGUGGCUUUGACUUGCAGAGCUUCAACGCCGGUGACUACGAACGUGCCGUUGAGACGUCGAACACUGCGGCAGCCAUCACAGCCGUUCUAUACCCGAACGACCACACUACCUUCGGAAAGGAGCUUCGGUUGAAGCAGCAGUACUUCUGGACUGCGGCAAGUCUGGCGGAUAUGAUGAGGAGGUUCAAGCACCUUGAUAAACCUAUCACCGAGUUUGCGGAAUACAACGCUAUCCAGUUGAACGACACCCACCCUACCCUCGCCAUUGUUGAGUUGAUGCGCAUGCUUGUCGACGAGGAGGACGUCCCGUGGGACCAAGCCUGGACCAUCGUAACCCAGACGUUCUUCUUCACUAACCACACCGUUCUCCCCGAAGCGCUCGAGAAAUGGGCCGUCCCGCUCAUGCAACACCUCCUGCCGAGGCAUAUGCAGAUCAUCUUUGAUGUCGACAGCUAUCUGGUCGUAUUUUUGCUCUUCCUGAAGUCGGUCGCACAGAAGUACCCAGGCGACCGUGAAAAGCUUGCCCGGAUGUCGCUCAUCGAAGAGGGCUUCCCACAGCAAGUUCGCAUGGCCAACCUCGCCGUCAUCGGUUCACGCAAGGUCAACGGUGUCGCAGAAUUGCACAGUCAGCUCGUGCAAUCGAUGAUCUUCCCUGACUUCGUAGAGUUCUACGGAAAGAGCAGGUUCAGCAACGUUACCAACGGAAUCACCCCCCGUCGCUGGCUCGACCAGUGCAACCCCGAUCUUUCUGCGCUCAUCACCGAGACGCUCGGACUCGAGCGUAACGUCUGGCUGAAGGACCUGUUCAAGCUCGAGGGCUUGUUGAAGCAUGUCGACGAUACGGCGUUCCAGAAGAAGUGGGCGGUCGUGAAGAGACAGAAUAAGGAGCGGCUGGCUCAUUUUGUGGAGAAGCAGAUGGGCGUAAAGGUUGAUACGGAUGCAAUGUUCGAUGUGCAGAUUAAGAGGUUGCAUGAGUAUAAGCGUCAAACUUUGAAUAUCCUUGGUGUUAUCCACAGAUACCUGCUCAUCAAGAGCAUGACGCCCGAGGAGAGGAAGAAGGUCGUCAAGAAGGUUGUUUUCUUCGCUGGAAAGGCUGCGCCUGGCUACUACAUUGCUAAGCUCACCAUCCGUCUCAUCGUCAACGUCGCCAAGCACAUCAACAAGGACCCGGACACCAACGAAUACCUUUCGCUCUUCUUCCUUCCGGACUACUCCGUCUCACUCGCGGAGGUGCUCAUCCCUGCCUCAGACAUCAGCCAGCAUAUCUCGACUGCUGGUACCGAGGCGUCUGGAACGUCGAACAUGAAGUUCUGUUUGAAUGGUGGGCUGUUGGUCGGAACCGUCGAUGGAGCAAACAUCGAGAUCGCUGAAGAGGUUGGAGAGGACAACGUUUUCUUCUUCGGUCACUUGACCCCCGAUGUCGAGGAUCUUCGCUACCAGCAUACCUACCACCCCGUCCCUGUUGAGGAGAAGUCCCCUGCUUUGGCUCACGUCCUCAACACUGUCUCUUCCGGCGCUUUCGGAGACGGUGGCGUCUACGAACCGCUCCUCAACACCAUUCGCCAGGGCGACUACUACAUCCUCACUGAGGACUUUGACUCCUACAUUCGCGCGUUGGAGAUGGUCGACGAGGCGUAUGCGGACCGUACGGAGUGGACCAAGAAGAGUAUCAGGACGACGGCUAAGAUGGGCAAAUUCAGCUCCGACAGGGCGAUCAUGGAGUACGCGGAGAGCUAUUGGAACAUCGAGAGCGUGAAGUUGUCGGAGUGA
Molecule: messenger RNA, 2643 nt
Organism: Stereum hirsutum FP-91666 SS1
Lineage: Eukaryota; Fungi; Basidiomycota; Agaricomycetes; Russulales; Stereaceae
Product: glycosyltransferase family 35 protein
Exons: 30
Coding region: 1-2643 (880 amino acids)
Biological process (GO): glycogen catabolic process
Cellular component (GO): cytoplasm
Molecular function (GO): pyridoxal phosphate binding; glycogen phosphorylase activity
Source: RefSeq, a predicted model, not a curated record